GUCGACUGAUCUAUAUCAAGCUCUGUGUUGGCCACUCUCCAGCCUCUUAUUACACCUCAUCACCCCGCAAUGAAGGCCUACUACUACGACGACGUCCCUGGCGACCAGCGUCUCGCCCACGACUCGGGAGAGGAGGUCUCUCUCAGCACCCUGUCCCACCUCGGCGUCUUUUACAGGUCAAUCCCUGUUGACGCCGCUGGCAAGUGGAAGGGCGACAUUGACGAGUUUGCCAAGGAGCGCUCGUACAAGAACCGCGACCAGAUCACCGUCACCCCCGAGGGCCUCGGCCCGGCGUACGAGGACAAGAUCCGCUCCUUCUUUGACGAGCAUCUUCACGAGGACGAGGAGAUCCGCUACAUCCUCGGCGGCUCGGGUUUCUUCGACGUUCGCGGUGGUGCUGGUGCGCUCGACAAGAAGUGGGUGCGCAUCGCUGUGGAGGAGGGCGACCUGAUCGUUAUUCCUGCUGGCAUUUACCACCGCUUCACCGUCGACGAGCGCAACACGAUCACCGCUCUGCGCCUCUUCCAGGACGAGCCCAAGUGGACGCCCUACUCGCGCUCCGACGACACCACUGAGGAGCGCCCUGCCAGGAAGGAGUACCUCGACGCCAUUACGGCGUAGACGACGACUGAGACGUAACGCCCUAGGUUUUAUUCAUGUAUAAAAGUGCGAAAUGG
Messenger RNA from Vanrija pseudolonga, 677 nucleotides. It is a transcript of the gene ADI1, whose product is annotated as 1,2-dihydroxy-3-keto-5-methylthiopentene dioxygenase. The transcript is spliced from 6 exons. Bases 70 to 621 code for a protein of 183 amino acids. Gene Ontology annotation, molecular function: acireductone dioxygenase [iron(II)-requiring] activity. The record is from RefSeq and is a predicted model, not a curated record. Lineage: Eukaryota; Fungi; Basidiomycota; Tremellomycetes; Trichosporonales; Trichosporonaceae.